UUGGGAAUUAAAUCGUAUAAUUGGGAAUUACCCCCAGAGCCAUUGUGAAGCAGCGGCGGCUGCGGGCAGCCCCUCACGGCCGGGCGGGAAGGGAAGAAGGGCGCGGGGCCGCCGCGCCUGCGCGCUGCGCUCCUCGCGGCGCCGGGGCGGCUGCGCGGGCGCAGAGGCUGCGCUCCCUCAGAGCCGCCGCUGCCUCGGAACCUCCGCGUCCCGCAGCGGCUCCGCCUCGCCGCGAGCCGGCUGCGGGCUGGGACAGGGACAGAGACCGCGGCAGGACGGGCCGGGGCAGCCGGUGACAGGCGCAGGAUGUCGGCCGCGCUCUACGUGCUCUCCACGAUAGGUGGAUACGUCCUCACCUCCGCGCUUCUCCUCAAGUGCCCGGGGCUGCUCCACCGGCCCAAGCGGCAGCGCUUUCGCUGCCGGCACAUCUCGCACCGCGGCGGUGCUGGAGAGAACCUGGAGAACACAAUGGCAGCCUUUCACCACGCGGUUAAUUUGGGGACAGACAUGUUGGAGCUGGAUUGUCACCUGACAAAAGAUGAGCAAGUGGUUGUGUCCCAUGAUGAGAACCUGAAGAGAUCAACAGGAGUUGAUGUCAACAUAUCUGACCUCAAAUACUCGGAACUUCCACCCUAUCUCUGCAAGUUGGAUGUCACCUUCCAGAAAGAAAGUCAGUGUGAGGGGACAGACAAUCGUAUCCCACUCCUGCAAGAGGUGUUUGAGGCAUUUCCAGAAACUCCUGUCAACAUUGACAUCAAAAUGAACAACGACGUGUUGAUCAGAAAGGUCUCAGAGCUGGUGAGCCAGUACAAGAGAGAGCAUCUGACCGUGUGGGGCAACGUCAAUUAUGAGAUUGUGUGCAAGUGUUUCAAGGAGAACUCUGACAUUCCCACCAUCUUCUGUGCCCAGCGUGUCCUCCUGCUCCUUGGCCUGUUCUACACUGGGCUGCUGCCCUUUGUUCCCUUCAAGGAGGAAUUCUUUGAGAUUCCCAUGCCUUCCAUCAUCCUCAAGCUGAAAGAACCAGAGAAGAUGUCAAGAAGCCAGAGAUUUGUUAUCUGGCUGGCUGACACGCUGCUGAUGAGGAAGGCACUGUUUGAUCACCUCACAGCUCGGGGCAUCCAGGUUUACAUUUGGGUACUGAAUGAAGAGGAAGAAUACAAGAGAGCAUUUGAUCUUGGAGCUACUGGAGUGAUGACAGACUAUCCAACAAAACUGAAGGAGUUCUUACAUAAUUACCCAGCAUGAAGGAAGAAAACUGAGAAAGUCCUUCCAGAACAGAUUGUGAGCCAAGGAUUUUCCUCAUUAAAAAAAAUAAUUGGGGGCAGCAUGCACAGAUCAUUUUUGUUGGAAAGGUGUAACUGAUGAUCUGUUACCUUGUUGUCAAGUCACUACCUAAUGUCAAGGUUGUAUAUUUAUUUUAAAACUUUAAUUACAUAGUUUACAUUUGUAAAUAGCUCAUUUAGUAACAGCACACUUCACAAAUGGUGAUGAUUAGGAAGAGAGUUGCCUCAUAAGGUACCUGUAGAUAAUAAGCAUUAUCUUACCUGUCACAAGUGUUCCUAAGCAGCUGUCCAGAUAUGUCAGUUAUUCCAGUUAUAUUCUAGUGAGCAGAAACUGAAGAAUUUCUGAAAGUGUAGCCUGUGUGUUUGCAUUUCUUGUGUUGCUUUUAGAUUUCAGGUAACUUCUAGAGAAAAAAAAAAAAAUAAAGAAAAACAGGCACAGGAGAAAUAGCAAAGCAGACUCUGUGUCUGGCCAGGCAGUGAAGUGUACUCAGUGAAGGUGAUCACUUUUAGCCAAAAUUAACUCAGUACAGAUUUAUUCCAUUAUUCUCACUGACAAGAAUGUUGAACUUGAGUUGGAACUGGAUUUGGACCCUCUGAGGUGAUGGCAACACUGUGACUUGUUGGUCCAGGUCUAAACACAGGAUUUAAACCAGGAUCUGGGUUUGACACCAAGUUCCAGUGCAGGGUCCAGGUUUGCCCCUGGCUCUGGCCUGCCUGUCAUGGCAGUGGCUGGAUUUCCAGGAUGGAAAAUUGCACAUGUUACAGAUUCCACUCACUUUGAAAUAGCCUUUUCACCAUGUCCUAGAAGUCUUUUGCACAUUUGUGGUUCUUGAUGAACAGGAAGAUGUUUUUUAGGGUGAGGGACCAAAGAAGAUUUAAAUUAGGUUGGGAGUUUCAGGGACAAAUGAAAAUGUUCCUAUUAAAUGAAUUCACCCAAAGUAGAUUUUUAUUUGUAUUUAUAAAGGGAGGAAAUGUCAAUCUAGAAUGUGUAUAGACUUUAGCCUUUUCUCUCCACAAAAACCCAUUCAAUAUCCAAGUUUAUGUGCAUGGAUGUGGGAAUAACUGGCAAAAGCCAGGAAACCCCAGGUGUGAUGGAAUGGGGUUAGGCAGGAAGGUGUUUCUAGAAGCUUCCCAUGCUGUUGUGUCCUUGUGAGCAGGAGUUACCCCUGUGUCAGACAGGUUGGAGCCUGCAGUGCCCGUGUGCCUUGGUGUGCUCAUGUCUUGGCUGGGGGUUCAGGGCUGUGAUUAUGGAUUAAUGACACCCAAUGUAUAGAGCUCAGUCACUGAAUCAUCAGAUGCUCUCUCUGAACAAGAGUUUGGGUCCAGCAGUGUCUGUUUCUUGAAGGGAUUUCAUGUGAAAAUAAUAGAUCUUAAUAAUAAACACAGUAGUCAGAUGUGCUUUUACUGCAAGGAGCAGCCACUGUGCUAAAAACUGAUUUUUAAGUCAUUUUUUCCCCCUGGGUAGCUCAGAUUUGGGAGGGUUCUUGUUGCACCCCCCUGGCUGCUGUGCCAUAUUUAUAAUUGUGGAGCGUCUUUGCUGUUCCACUGCCUGUCAGGAGGCUGUGAGAAUGCCAAAUCCAUCUGCAGGGAGAGUGUUUGUUUCUGCACCACAGUUCCUUUCUAAGGAAUAUGUCUGGAUGAAAUGGAAAAAAACUGCUGCAUUUAGGAUUCAAGUGAACAUGUGCUGAUGGGGGCAGAUGAGUUAAUGUUGUCCUUUUGAAUAUCUGCCUGGUGAAGAUGACUGCAGAUUCAAUUUCCUCCUAAUUUAAUCAGCCUUGUUGCUUAUUGAAUGGAAGAGAGGAAAAUGUAACUUCCUAACUGUUCAUGGGGGGAAAAGGAUGAAAUUAUUUAUUAGGUACUAAGCUUUCUGUUUCCCUCUCAGACCAGUUCUGUCUGGUCACAUAAGUGCUAAUAAUCAGUCAAGUCACAGCUCUGCCUGCUUUUUAGAAGCCACAGAAUAGUUAUAGAAAAUGUUCCACAUGCAGCUCAGUAAAUUAAAAAAUGCCACCUUUCUGUCCUAAUCUGGAUUUAUUAGCAGUUUGUAGCUCCAGAUAGGCUUUUAUGCAAUGUGGGUUUUUUUAAACUCAAUUUUAUUGCUAUUGAAUUUCUGACACAUGCACCAAUAUUAAGAUGCAGAUAUAAUUAUGGUUUUAGAGAAUACUGUCAAAAACAUUAAAACUGUCUUGUUUCAGUUAGGAAGAGCUAAGUUUUAAAAUGCCAGUUUUGAUCUCUGACUUUGUCUCAAGUUUCCCUCAACACUCAAUAAAUAAACCAUUUUCCAUUAUUCUAUAUGGAGUGAUAAAACACAGGCACUGAAAACGAUAGUGUUUUAUAUUUAAUUUUAAUAUUUUUGUUAUCUCUCUAGUAGUAGAGAUAGAAAUCUCUGCCUUUUAAAAUUCUCAACACAUUUUUCAACCCUAUUUUAGUCAGACCAGCAGUGUUCUUACAUCUGAUGGAGCUUCUGACUGUGCUGUUUAUACAUUGACCUCUCUUGGAUAAAUCUGCUGCUCAAUAUCUACAAUUGGACUGGGAGGGAAAGGGUCCAGUGCUGGAAAAGCUGCUGGAUUUAUUUUAUUCCUUCACCUCUUGUGGCUUUAGCACAAGAGCUCAGCUUGGAUCUCAUGGCACAGCUGAUGUUCCAUGGGUGAAUGCCAGCACCAGUGCACAGGGCUUGGGCCAUGAUAACUGUUUGUCACAAACACCACGGACUUGGGGUAACUGUAAAACAUUUCUUCCAUCCAAUCCUUGUUUGCAAUAUUCCAGAACUCGCUGGAAUUUUAAACCACUUGUACAGAAAAGCUUUUGUUGAGAACUUGCACAACUGUCCAGGAGGAUGUUCAGUUAAUCUCUCCCUCUGAGGAGAGAUCCUUUUCAGGUACUUUUAACUCUAAAUAUUGUUUUAACACUGUGUUCUCAACCCUGUUGCAGACUGUUUUAUGUAUGAAGGAUGACUGCAUGUAUUUCAUGCACUUUUAAUUUGCAGAAAGUCUCGUGGACCUCUCUAGCUCCAAAGCUAUGCAGUGAUUUUUCUUUUCAUGUGAAGAAGGAUUUGAUGCUUUUGAAAUGUGGCACAUUAAAACAUCUUUGCUCAUAAAA
This is a messenger RNA of Pyrgilauda ruficollis (rufous-necked snowfinch), 4379 nucleotides long. It is a transcript of the gene GDPD1, whose product is annotated as glycerophosphodiester phosphodiesterase domain containing 1. The transcript has 10 exons. Bases 307 to 1245 code for a protein of 312 amino acids. Gene Ontology annotation, biological process: glycerophospholipid catabolic process; N-acylethanolamine metabolic process. Gene Ontology annotation, cellular component: endoplasmic reticulum membrane. NCBI's taxonomy places the organism in Eukaryota, Metazoa, Chordata, Aves, Passeriformes, Passeridae. Gene Ontology annotation, molecular function: phosphoric diester hydrolase activity; phosphatidylcholine lysophospholipase A1 activity. The record is from RefSeq and is a predicted model, not a curated record.